This is a messenger RNA of Austrofundulus limnaeus, 2519 nucleotides long. It is a transcript of the gene myzap, whose product is annotated as myocardial zonula adherens protein. Gene Ontology annotation, cellular component: intracellular anatomical structure. The transcript has 14 exons. Lineage: Eukaryota; Metazoa; Chordata; Actinopteri; Cyprinodontiformes; Rivulidae. The coding region runs from base 435 to 2498 and encodes 687 amino acids. The record is from RefSeq and is a predicted model, not a curated record. Gene Ontology annotation, biological process: intracellular signal transduction.
GGUCUGAUGGGAACAGAGCGGCCGGGAGGUGACUGACGAGUCUGUCUCAGUCUGACACAGAUGUGUUCAAGCUGCUGACUCUGGGACCGGACGGGACUGCACCUUCCUUUACACACACACACACACACACACACACACACACACACNCACACACACACACACACACACACACACACACACACACACACACACACACACACACACAGAGGUGAGGGGGGGGGACCUCAGGAACCCCAGGGGCCCCCGAGGACCUGCAGCAGAAGGAGGCUGACAGAGUGGAAUUUCCCUCCUUCUUCCCUGAGCGGAGCCGUGGUGGAGGUGGUGGGGUGCAGAUGAGAGCCUGAGCAGAACUCAGGAAGGAGAGUGAGAGGAAGGGUGGGAGGAGGGCUGGAGAGGCAGAGGGCGACAGGCGAGGAGUGGACAGAAGAGGAGACAUGCUUCGCUACGGUCCAAGACGAACCGUUUCCACCACCACCACCACCACAGAGGACCCUGAAGACCCUUUAAGUGAGAGGAGGAUCAGACGUCUCAGGUUAACUCUACCUGCAGGGAAUAAUGGGAACAAGGAGCCAAAACCUGCAGACACACCUGCUGCAGAGAAAGAUGUCGGUGAAACGUGGAAGAAGAAGAACGGGCUGAUCCGCAGAGAGCGGCCGGCUGGCAGGGAGUCGCCUCAGCAGCACCUCCGAGACCCGACCAAUGGGGUGCCAGAGACCUCGCUGCAGCAGCAUGGGCCCAAAGUGUACGGUGUUGUGCAGCGGACGGGCUCAGACCGGCAGCAGCAGCUGAUGGCGCGAGAGUGGACGACCAGUCACCUUCAGGACGAGAUGAGGUACAUCAGGGAGGUGAGAGACUCCCUGGAGAAAGUGAGGGAACGGAUGUAUGGGCAGUUUGGAGGAAUGCAGCAAUCGAUGGAGAAGCUCUCACGGGAAAUCAGGGAGGCCAACUCCCACAGGAUGAGUUUAGAGUCAGAGGUGAAGACCAGGACGGCCGCCAUGGAGAGCUUYGACCAAAUGAACAGCUCUCUUAUAUCUGCAAACAUCAGCCUGCAGAAAUCCCUCUUGGAGAACUGCCAGAGCAGAGUGGACGCCAGAGACGAGGUGAAGAGUUUGAGGAGCAACUUUGAGAAAACGCAGGAGAAGCUCAGAGACAGGGAGCGUGAGCUCGCUGCAGCGCAGGCUGAAAACCAAACCCUGAAACUUCAGGUGGAGUCGACGCGGGAGGCCAACACCCGGGCGAUGCAGGAGCUGGCACAAAAACUCCAGCUGGAGCACGAAGAGGAGCUGCUUAAACAACAACAAAAACACAGAGAGGAGAUCGAAAACCUACAGGCCCAGCUCGAUGAGUACAUCAGGCGCCUGGAAGAGGCGGAGAGGACYAUCAGGAUUUCAGAAGCUAAGAUUGCAGAAAGAGACCAGCGGAUCUUAGAWGUGGAGCGUCUCCUGGACUGUAUGGGAAAGGAGAAGCUUCAGCUCCAGAAGAAGCUCCAGGAAAGUGAACAGCGACUCGGUCUGCUGAAGCUCUCAGACACGACUGAUGCAGCUGCAGAUAAAAGAUCCAAGCUGAAGAGGGAGACGGAAGAUCUCAAAGAGAGAAUCAAACAUCUGAACGACAUGGUUUUCUGCCAGCAGAGGAAAGUCAAAGGAAUGAUUGAGGAAGUUGAAUCUCUGCGCGCUCAAGUCGCCCAAAAGGACAUGUUCAUCUCGGAGCUUUUAGACAGAAUUGCGAUAGUGGAGUGCGAGAAUAAUGAGUUAGAAGACAAAGUGAAGUAUUUUAUGUCCACACAGAACAGGCCGCGRGUUGUGGACACGAGGGAGGUCGGCGUAGGCUGCGACCUGCUGCCCAGCCGUGGAGCUCACGUUGAACCUGUUCACCUUCAUUCCACGCACCUCCCGCCACCCUCUGACCCGCCUCUGUCACCGCCUCAGCCUUCAUCACCUAUCACUUCCUCCUCACCCACACAGUGGUCUUCAUCAGACGCCAUUCUGUCUCCAACACUACCCCCACCCCCAUCAUUCCCCUCAUAUCACCCAUCGCUUGACCCACUAACACCGCCCGUCCAGCCUCCUCUGUCCCCGCCUCAGCCUCCAUCACCAGUCACGCCUUCAUCGCCCACACAGUGGUCUUCAUCCGACGACACCUAUUCUCCAGCACCACCCCCAUCUCACCGCAGCCCUUAUCCAUCCUUCAGUCUAACACAACCACGGACGCUCAGACCCACUAACCCUCCACCCAGCAGGUUGGAGUCCAGCUUGCUGAAGUUCACUCCUGUUCAGUACAGCCGCUUGCGUCAGAACGGUUUGUCCUCUUACAGCCGGUCUGAGGACCAGCCGGUCCGGUCCGGAACGGACGAGGUGGACGCAGGAAGACRGUCCGCUCAACAGGAGCCCACUUCRACCACUUCCUCCUCCUCUUCUCAGUCAAAACCAGGACGACGACAGGUUUAUACGCCUUUCAUGAAACUCAUGGAGAUGACUGCCAAGAUCAACAUAGAGUGAAAUAAAAGUUUCACAACACGA